This is a messenger RNA of Xiphophorus couchianus (Monterrey platyfish), 1228 nucleotides long. RefSeq names its product TATA-box binding protein associated factor 13 (gene taf13). Gene Ontology annotation, molecular function: protein heterodimerization activity. The transcript has 2 exons. The record is from RefSeq and is a predicted model, not a curated record. Gene Ontology annotation, cellular component: transcription factor TFIID complex. Gene Ontology annotation, biological process: transcription by RNA polymerase II. Bases 151 to 528 code for a protein of 125 amino acids. NCBI's taxonomy places the organism in Eukaryota, Metazoa, Chordata, Actinopteri, Cyprinodontiformes, Poeciliidae.
UGUCCUGCUGCACUCCAGUCCGACAGGUGGCGAUAGUGCACUGAUAAUCUGUUUACAAGUAGCCUACGAUACACAAACAGGAAGUAGAAAUUCAGACGCUGUCCGGGCUGUUGUUGCCUCGCGCCUCAGUUGAGCAAGGCAGCUAUAGUAAUGGCGGAGGAGGAGGACGAGCCGGGCUUCGAGGAGGAGCUGGAGGACGGCUCCGGCGGGGUGGACGCCGCUGGCCACGGCAGGAGGAAAAGGCUCUUCUCUAAGGAACUCCGCUGCAUGAUGUACGGCUUCGGUGACGACCAGAACCCGUACACAGAGUCCGUGGACAUCCUGGAGGACCUGGUGAUCGAGUUCAUCACGGAGAUGACCCACAAAGCCAUGUCCAUCGGGCGGCAAGGCCGCGUCCAGGUGGAAGACAUAGUUUUUCUGAUCCGCAAAGAUCCCAGAAAAUUUGCCCGCGUCAAAGAUUUGCUGACCAUGAACGAGGAGCUGAAGAGAGCCCGGAAAGCUUUCGACGAAGCCAAUUAUGGCUCUUAAUACACACACACGUGGACACAUACUGCUGAUACAUCUGAUUACAAUAUUCGUUUAAUUAUAUAUAUAUACGUAAAUAUUGCAUGAGUCUGUUUUUUUUUAUUUUUUCAACUUGACUUCCUCUAUUUCUCAGUGGCUUAGUAUCAUAGAUCAAUACGCAAUGCCAAAAUCUCUCAUAUAUUUCAUAAGAUUGUCUGAAACAGUUUGAAUAAAGUAAAAUACUUGUUCUUUGUAUGUACUUUUAUAAAUGACCGAUCCACACAGUCAGUACUCUUAACACUGGCUCCCAAGACAGGAGUUGAUAGGAGCCAUGUUUAGGGUUCCAUUGAUGCCAAAAAUAUGUGUAUGUGAGGUCUGUGCUUAUUUCUCUAUGUGCUGCACAUUAUGGGGUAUGCUGACCUACAACAGUUCUAAAUGAAGACUCUUGCUCAUUUAUUAUUGCUGUAGGUCAGCAUGCCACAUUAGGUGUGGCACAUAUAUGAAAAUGCACACCUUAGACACAUGACUGUAUAUUUUGGUGCUAAUGUUGCAGGGCUUAAUAUGAUUCCCUGGAAAGAAAAAUGAAUACAAGAGUUCAAAUCUUUGCAGGCGACAAGAUCAAAACCACUUUUGGGAAUUUCUUCUUUUUUUUUUGAAGUUAUAUGGCCUGUUAUAGCUGGAGUAAAACAAAAUUCCAUCUUGAAUUCCUUUUUUUUUUUUUUUU